Molecule: messenger RNA, 594 nt
Organism: Aspergillus clavatus NRRL 1
Lineage: Eukaryota; Fungi; Ascomycota; Eurotiomycetes; Eurotiales; Aspergillaceae
Product: putative isochorismatase family hydrolase
Exons: 1
Coding region: 1-594 (197 amino acids)
Source: RefSeq, a predicted model, not a curated record
AUGGCCUCUGUCAAGUCCUUCCGUCAACUGAUUGGAGUUCCUCCUUCCUCGGCCUCCGUCAAAGAUUCGACCCUGAUCAUUAUUGACGCCCAGAACGAAUACGCCACCGGCCUGUUGAAGACUGUCAACGUCUCGGAAACCCGCAAGGCCAUCGCGAACCUCCUAGCCAAGUAUCGUGCUGGCGGUGACGGCAAGAACAUCGUGCAUGUCGUUCACGAAACACCUCAGGGUGCUCCGCUCUUCACCCCCGGUACCGAGCUCGCCAAGGAGUUUGACGAGUUGACGCCCCAGGCGGGCGAGAAGGUGGUGACCAAGAACCAUCCUAGCUCGUUCGCCCACACCGAUCUGGACGAUUACCUCAAGGGUCUUGGUGAAGUCGGCAAGAAGAUUGUCCUGGUGGGAUACAUGUCCCAUGGAUGUGUCUCCUCCACGGCUCGAGCAGGCAGUGAGCGUGGAUACGACGUGGUGAUUGCGAGAGAUGCAGUGGGAGAUCGCGAUAUUCCCGGCGUCAAGGCUGAUACUCUGGUGUCGGUCGCGCUGAGUGAGUUGGAGGAUAUUUUUGCGACGAUUGUGACGACAGAUGAAAUCGCAUAA